Molecule: messenger RNA, 964 nt
Organism: Punica granatum (pomegranate)
Lineage: Eukaryota; Viridiplantae; Streptophyta; Magnoliopsida; Myrtales; Lythraceae
Source: RefSeq, a predicted model, not a curated record
UGUUUGGAAAGGGUUUGAAAUUGAUCAUUCCCAACGGGUUUGGGGAUGGGAAAGAUCUAACCGUCCCAAAUCCCUCCCAUGAUGAUCCAUACUCGUUCGACGUCACUACUUUCAUAACAAGAAAUGAUGCGCAGUUACUGCUUUUAGUCAAAACAUUUAAAAAAAAAAAAAAAGGACCGUGAAGGGGGCCUGCCAGGUAUACCGGAGUUUCUGAACUGUGAUUGACAGUGUUCCGUAGCUCCAGCAAGUAGGAUCGAGCUUCGGUGUAUGUUUCCUCUGAAGUCAAAAGUGGUUGGACUGUUUCAAAUGACACAAAGCUCAGCGAUGAAUCCACGGCUAAGCUUAGAGCAGUCCGCACACUGGUUCGUGGGUUUGGUUUGUGUCUCUGUCAGUUGGCUAUGUUUGACGUUGAAGGAUCAUAUGCUGGAUACUGCAGGAAUCGAACUGAAACGAGGUCUAUGCUUUCAGCUUAGCUUUUUGCCACGGGCCUUACCAGGAUACAUGUCUACCCCAUCUGGGCAAAAAAGGGAACAGCAUCGAAAUGUUGAUGGAGGAGAUUGUGGAUUAGACGAGACCCCGACUGAGGUGAUGGUAUUGGAAAUUUAUACUCUCGGGACAGCCUGAAAGGUUGAACAGCGAGGCGAUAUCUGGCUAAACUAAACCAUCUACACGAAAUCUGUAUCUGCCCUUUGAAGUCUUAAGCCAGACAUAGCUCAGCCUAUAUCGGGCCAAGGUUGAUUACCCAAUCCAUCAUAAGCUUUUGGCUUACUGAUGCAGAUAAGUUUCCUCCAAAAAUUAUCGUAAGAUUGCUUUAUGUAGUGUUUCUUCGUAACUGGAAGUGUCUAUGUCACAGUGGGAGAAUGAGUGUAAAGAUCGCUGGACCUAUGUCAACCGGGCAGCAAUUUCAUAGUUCUUUCGAGCCUUUCUGCUGUUUUUAGUUACAGAGUUCAUCUUAUAGUUUUCU